Messenger RNA from Exophiala xenobiotica, 1249 nucleotides. RefSeq lists its product as uncharacterized. Bases 115 to 888 code for a protein of 257 amino acids. The record is from RefSeq and is a predicted model, not a curated record. Gene Ontology annotation, cellular component: mitochondrion. The transcript has a single exon. NCBI's taxonomy places the organism in Eukaryota, Fungi, Ascomycota, Eurotiomycetes, Chaetothyriales, Herpotrichiellaceae.
CUCCAACUCCAAACCCAACGACAAUGACUUCGCGGAGCUCGUAACGCUAUCUCCUCUUCCUGCGCCCACCUUAACGAUCUGUGUAUAUAUCGUCUGGCCAAACAAAAGACAAAUAUGAUCACGCGACAACCCCAAACCACCUCCUCCAUCCUCACAACCCUCCUUCGACCAUUAACAUCUGCGUCAAUUCCACAAUCUUACAUCUGCACACCAUGCCGCCGUCAAUUACACCGCGGUCUCCCUGAGAACGGCCGCGUUCCCCCUCCCACACCUUUCGUCCCGGACGUCCCUACAUUCCUCAAACUCGUUGGCCGAGAGCUGUCAAAGCACGAGAGUAAAAUUGGAUCCUGGGAGGAACUGUUCACUUUGACAUCACAACAACUAAAGGAGCGAGGCAUCGAUCCUCCUCGCACGCGGCGGUACCUGCUACGAUGGCGAGAGAAGUUUCGAAAAGGAGACUACGGGAUUGGUGGUGACUUGGAUUAUGUGCAGGACGGUGUUGCCGAGCUAAGAGUCGUUGAAGUGCCGAGUCUAAAGAAGGAUGCACGCACAGGAGAGCCCGUGUCGGACGAAGUCAGUCUGAGCAGGACACCUGGGAUGCAAAAGCUGAUUGUCAAUGUGCCGAACGGGUCGACGACUUACGCAUUAUUACCGGGCCAGACCACCGCGGACCUGAAGAAGCCUGCGGGAUUCAAGCUGAAAAACGGAUACAUCAUCAAGGGCAAGCAAGUGCAUCCGAUGAAGGGCACCUACGGCAGUGGAGCCAUCCUGAAAGCGGUCGAGGGGCUCUGGGAGCAUAAGAGAGGCCACAAGGUGCACGGUGGCGAGAGGAGAAGAGCGGAGACGCUGCACAAGAUGAGGGUGGAAGAGAGCAAAAAGAACAGAUAGCUAGGGUGUAGACCAGGUCACCUUGCUCUCUGAUUGCUCAUAUGUACAAUGUAAUAUUAGAUGGGCAAACAAAACAACGGGGUUGAGUCUGUCUUGCUGGAAGACUGGUUCUAUACAGAACUUCUAGUGUAUAGCUUUAAGUAGCAUGGCGAGCACAAUGAGCUACGGCACUGCGGAUCGAAGCAUACCUUGGUCAGCACCAUGGAGCCUUGCCGCCAUGGUCAAUUCCAGCCAGUAAACCAGAUCGUAGAGGUGUCCAAGGAUAGGUAUGGAAAACUAGCCCACGCUCGAUCUGUAUUAUUGCCGGAGAUACUGUAUAGUUACUAGAGUAGGCUCGAUUAUAUCAGAUGGAUUGACUAAG